This is a messenger RNA of Saprolegnia parasitica CBS 223.65, 861 nucleotides long. RefSeq lists its product as hypothetical. The record is from RefSeq and is a predicted model, not a curated record. NCBI's taxonomy places the organism in Eukaryota, Oomycota, Saprolegniomycetes, Saprolegniales, Saprolegniaceae. Gene Ontology annotation, molecular function: ribosomal large subunit binding. The transcript has a single exon. The coding region runs from base 1 to 768 and encodes 255 amino acids. Gene Ontology annotation, biological process: ribosomal large subunit export from nucleus. Gene Ontology annotation, cellular component: nucleus; cytoplasm.
AUGCAUCUCUCGCACUACGCUUCGAGCCAUCUUCGCACGCCAUGGAAGGCGCUCGUACAAGUCCGCCGCAGUAGCUCGACACGGCAAGCCGCGCUGGCCCUCGACCGCGUCCUCGCCGACGCCGACGUGCUCGUGCUCGAGCCCUGCGACACGGGCUUUGACCUCUACUUUGCCGACCAAGCGCGUGCCCGUACGCUCGUGACGAAGCUCCUCGCGAGCUUUCCGUGCCGGACGACCACGUCCCGGACGGUCGGUAGCUCGGCCGUGCAGCACACGCACCUCGUCGAGGUGUGUCCACUGCAGCGGUAUGACCUCGUUAUUGCCUCCAAAGCGCUCGCACUCAAGCUCAACUUGCCGCGCGUCGUCGUCGUCGCCCGCGUGAGCCACCAGCUCCAUCUCGUCGACCCGACGACCGGCGACGAGGGUAUCGUGACAGCCAACAUGUACUUCCGCGACCCGCCGAUCUGCGUGUCCAUGGCGCGCGACGCGUACAUCGUCUUGGACGCCGAGCCGAUUGAUGUCGACUAUACAGGUCAACAGUGGGGACCGUACAACGGCGCAGUCGUCGAGCUCGAAGUCGCGAGCGCAAACGACUUGGGCGUCAACGACACGCGACACCACGUCGUGAGCCAUCUCGGCAAGCACGUGAACGUCGGCGACAAGGUCUACGGCUACGACCUGCGUACAAGGAUCUUUGGACUCAAGUACCGCGGUCUCGACAAGGCGGUCGUGCCCGACAUCGUUCUCGUGGGUACAGCCUUUUGCUAAGAACGCGAACCUCCACCAUAAUCUAUCUGCCGCUUCGACUUGAAACAUUGAUACUAUCGAGGCCCUAAGUACCUCAUUACACCAUUUCACGAC